AUGGAGAUCCGGAUGGAGGGUGUAACGGGCACGUCGAGCGAAGCGCGUAGCGGAAAGGAUCCGGACGUCGAACUGUCAAGGGCGAGCGAAGAGACAAGCGAGGAUUCGCGAACAAAAGGGGCGCCGAUACUGGCGUUGAUUCGACGAGACUACACAGCGUACGCACAACAGGUUUAUGGACGAGCCGGUAACUACAUCGAGACCGUAGGGUACCUGUGCAUAUGGAGAUAG
Postia placenta MAD-698-R-SB12 is the source of this 231-nucleotide messenger RNA. RefSeq lists its product as hypothetical. Bases 1 to 231 code for a protein of 76 amino acids. The transcript has a single exon. The record is from RefSeq and is a predicted model, not a curated record. Lineage: Eukaryota; Fungi; Basidiomycota; Agaricomycetes; Polyporales; Adustoporiaceae.